AUGAACAAUGGAAAGCGAGCAGGCGAGAAGGACGCGCUCGGCGCAGCGUUCCGAUUGCUCAACGCGCUCGGAGCUUCAGCGAGGGCGAUCGUGUGUGUGCUCGGGCAGCCGCUUGCGCGGUUGCUGGUGAACUGCUUGACGCACUCCAACGCAACGAGACAGAAGAUGAGCGUGUUCAAUCCGUUCGACUCGCUGUCUGCCGCAGCGCAGCUCGAGCAGCAGAACCAGCAGAAUCAGCUUCACCACCAGCAGCAGCAGCAGCAGCAGCAGCAGCACCAGGCGCACUUUCUGCCACCCCACCAACCCCAACCCCAACCCCAGCAACAACAACAACCACAUCCACAUCCACAGCAGCAGCAGCAGCAGCAGCAGCAGUACUUUGCGCCCUUCUACUUGCCAGGUCAGCAGGCGGCGGCCUCGUCGUCGUCGUCGUCCCCGUUCGUCCUCCCGCCACAGCAACCACAGCAACAACCAUCACAUCAGCAGCAACAGCAGCAACAACAGCAGCAGCACGCGGCACUCCAGCAGCAGCAGCAGCAGCAGCCUCAACUGACCCCAUCCCAACCACAGCAAUCCCAAUCCCUCCAGCACCAGCACCAGCACCAGCAGCAGCAGCACCAGGCAGUCGCUGCAGCACUAUUGGGUGGACAGGCGGACAUGGCCACUGCCGCCGCCGUCGCUGCCGCCGCUGCCGCCGCCAUGUCCAGUGCAGCGGUCCCGCAGCCGUUUGCUGCCGAGGCCGUCGAGGAAGAGCCACUAUACGUCAAUGCAAAGCAGUACCAUCGCAUCCUCAAGCGGAGGCAAGCGAGAGCAAAACUCGAGGCAGAGAACAAAAUCUCAAAAGAGCGACAGCCUUAUCUGCACGAGUCAAGGCACAAGCAUGCACUCAAGCGAGUACGAGGCGAAGGUGGGCGAUUCCAAACGAAGAAAGGUGGCGACGCCUCCUCAAGUAAUACACCUUCGCUGCCAGAUUCCCUUUCGGCUAGCCCGACACCCGAGAAUGGUCAAUUCCUGUUUGGACAGCAAUGAGCAAGUCAUUGUCGCCAUUCCAAUCGAUUUGUUGCGUGCAUUCAUUUUUUCUUUCCUUGUUUCGUUUGUCCUUUCAUCGUAUUCAUCGCUGUUUUUUUGGUUUGCUUUCGGACUUUCUUUUCGUGCCUUGGCUUGACGCCGUUUUUGCUGAUCAGCUCUUUGUCGCAACGAUACUCAAAAGCUUUGUACAAUGUUGCCGGCUCGGGCUGAUUGAUUAAAAAACCAUCACAAA
This is a messenger RNA of Capsaspora owczarzaki ATCC 30864, 1261 nucleotides long. RefSeq lists its product as hypothetical. The record is from RefSeq and is a predicted model, not a curated record. Gene Ontology annotation, cellular component: CCAAT-binding factor complex. Gene Ontology annotation, molecular function: RNA polymerase II cis-regulatory region sequence-specific DNA binding; DNA-binding transcription factor activity, RNA polymerase II-specific. Lineage: Eukaryota; Filasterea; Ministeriida; Capsasporidae. Gene Ontology annotation, biological process: regulation of transcription by RNA polymerase II. The coding region runs from base 1 to 1029 and encodes 342 amino acids. The transcript is spliced from 5 exons.